AGCUAUAAACGAACUAAUGCAUAUAGCUCGUCGCACUUUUCUACAAUGUAAAUAGUUUAGAUUUUUGGAAGUGAACUUAAAGUAAAAUUGUGAACUCUGAACUGAUUAAUCAUAAUGAGUAAACGUUAUUUAUGAGAAAAGAUUUGUUUUGAUAUCCCCUGUAUUUUUCUAUAUUAUGUGUCAUUACAUGGUGCCUGGGGACAUAAUCAAACUUAACGUUGGCGGAACGAGAUUUGCAACAUCUCGCCAAACUUUAACAUGGGUGCCAGAUUCUUUUUUUACCAGCAUGCUGAGCGGAAGGAUAUCAACAUUAAAGGAUGAAACUGGAGCCAUUUUUAUUGAUCGAGAUCCGAAGUUGUUUCACAUUAUUCUAAAUUUUAUGAGGACAAAAGACAUUGACUUGAACAAUAUUGAUAUUACUAUUUUAAGGCAUGAAGCGGAAUUUUAUGGAAUAUCUCCUCUUGUGAAACGGCUCAUACUUUGUGAAGAUUUAAACCGGUCUUCCUGCGGAGAUGUGUUAUUUCAUGGAUAUUUACCUCCAGCUACUGCUCCUUCAUAUGAUGGUGUUCCAAAAAGUGGAGAGCUUAAAGAAUCUACACAUCCAAGAACAGAAAACAGUAGUCAACCAAGUUCAACGAGUAGUAGUAAUGCAGCUGCUGCCGAUUCAAGGCCAGGACUAGUAUUUCGAAUCAUGCCCGACCACCAAAGAACUGCUUCAGUAUCGGCAAUCCGACCACCAGAUGCCUGGCCUCCGCAUUCUUCACUGUCACGUAGCUCGUCGGACAUUCGAAAUAUCGGUAGAGGACAUUCUAGGGCAUCGUCUUUAGACAUGAGACAUUCCAGAAACUCUUCAGCAGAUUUAAGCAAAGCAUUUAAAAAUGACAUUGGAUACUUGUUUAACAGUUCAGGUUCUUGCAAUUGGACUGACCCCCUUCGUGUACGAAUAGUUAAAGGGCACCAUAACUGGAUUGCCGUGGCUUAUGCUCACUUUGUUAGCUGUUAUAGAUUACGAGAUUCUGCAGGAUGGCAACUAGCAUUCAUGAGUCCUUAUAUUGAUCCAGUAGUUGACAGAAUAGCUUUAAAUGCUAAAGUCGUGUCUAAUCCUGUGGAAAACAGUACUAAAAUGCUGGCUAUUGCUAAUAGUUGCCAAGUCAGACUUUGGGGAAUUUCUGAAGAUGGAAACAAGUCAGAAAUUGGAACGUUUCAGUUUACAACACCUGUUGAUCAUUUAUUUUUUAUUGGUAGUCAACUUGUUGCAUUGAGUCAUACUGGCAAAGUUGGAGUUUGGCAUGCUAUGACCCAGCAUUGGCAAAUUCAAGAUGUUAAUCCUAUUACAAGUUUUGACACAGCUGGUUCUUUUUUGCUUUUGGGCUGCAAUGAUGCAUCCAUUUAUUAUAUAGAUAUGCAAAAAUUUCCCUUAAGGAUGAAAGAUAAUGAUCUUUUAGUGACUGAACUGUAUCACGAUCCAUCCAAUGAUAUCAUCACUGCAAUAAGUGUUUAUUUGACACCUAAGACUAGUCUUUGUGGUAACUGGAUUGAAAUAGCAUAUGGCACCAGUUCAGGAACAGUUCGUGUUAUUGUUCAGCAUCCAGAAACUGUUGGUCAUGGACCGCAACUGUUUCAAACUUUUACAGUUCACAGAAGUCCUGUCACUAAAGUUGUACUCUCUGAAAAAUUUCUUAUAUCAGUAUGUUCUGAAUAUAAUCAUGCAAGGACAUGGAGUGUGACGAGAUUCCGUGGAAUGAUAUCAACUCAGCCUGGAUCUACGCCUUUGGCUUCCUUUAAAGUUAUAUCAUUGGAAGAUUUGGAGCCCAAUUUUUCUUACAGCACUGCUAACGACAGUGGUCCUUAUGGAGAGCAAGAUGAUGAACAAGUCUUCAUUCAAAAAGUUGUUCCAGAAACUGAUCAACUUUAUGUUCGCUAUGCUUCCACCGGAAAACGGAUCUGCAUCAUAAAAUCAGUUGAUAAUUCAUCUAUAACAGCAUUUUGUGUUCACGAGUGUGAGGGUUCAAAUAGAAUGGGUUCAAGGCCUAGACGUUACAUAUUUACUGGUCACAGCAAUGGAGCUAUACAGAUGUGGGACCUUACUACUGCUUUGGAUCUUGCAUCUAAAGGAGACCAAAGUUGUAAUUUUACUGGUGGACCUUCCUCUCAUGAAAUGAUUCGUCUUUUGGAUCAGUGUGAUCUCACUAAUUCCCACUGCUCAACGCCAUGUGUCAGCCCUUCUAUUGCGACUCUUGAAGCAAAUUCCAAACUGAAAGCUUCUAACGUAGCUUUUUUGAAUCAUCAAAUUAAACUUUUUCCAGAAUCCACUCAAUCAGAUGAUAGAGUAUUAAAUACAUGAAAAUUAAUCUUUUUUAAAUAAAAACCAAGCUAUAAAUUAUUUUUAUAAACAUUGUAUUAUUUGCUGCCGGCUGUUAUUGAAUGAAAAGGUAAAAAAGGCAUUUGAGAAUGUAAAAAAAGUGUGUUAACAUGUCGAGUGAUAUUUUACGAAACUCAAAUUGCAAAUCAUAGCUGCCAACUUUUUGUGAUUCUUGAGGUUUUUGAAAUAGUAAUAAUUUUUUUUUUUUUAGUUUUUGAGGAUUAUGUCUAACUUUUGCCAGCAUUAUCAUUGGCUCUCAUAUAUGUAUAAUUUGAAUAUUAUAUUUAUUAGGGUGGUUAAAAGCAUUUUAAAUCACAUUUGAACAAAAGAUGAAAUAAAAAAAAUCAUAUACUUUGCUACCAAUAGAAAAAAUCUCUCUCAAAAAUCAACACCUUUGCAUUAUAAUUCAUAGCGGAAGUUAUGUUGAAUGAUAUCUUGAAACAUUCAAAUUGCUGAUCAUGUUAUAAUUCAUAAUGGAAGUACAAGUUUAGUGGUUUUAUUAAACACUAAAUUAAACAUAUAGUAAUUGGCAGUAAAUAUAGAACAUUGAUUAAAAGAGCAAAUUGUUUAAAAUAAAGAGCGGCAGUUUUCAAUGAAAAAAAAAAAGAGCAGCUUCGUGAUUCUAUUCUUUUCCAACUUAUUUUAUCAAAUUUACUGAACUGAGAGUUUCUAGUAAUUUUAAAGGAAU
Molecule: messenger RNA, 3050 nt
Organism: Parasteatoda tepidariorum (common house spider)
Lineage: Eukaryota; Metazoa; Arthropoda; Arachnida; Araneae; Theridiidae
Product: BTB/POZ domain-containing protein KCTD3
Biological process (GO): protein homooligomerization
Molecular function (GO): protein binding
Source: RefSeq, a predicted model, not a curated record